Quercus robur (English oak) is the source of this 975-nucleotide messenger RNA. RefSeq lists its product as uncharacterized. The record is from RefSeq and is a predicted model, not a curated record. NCBI's taxonomy places the organism in Eukaryota, Viridiplantae, Streptophyta, Magnoliopsida, Fagales, Fagaceae. Bases 1 to 975 code for a protein of 324 amino acids. Gene Ontology annotation, molecular function: RNA-DNA hybrid ribonuclease activity; nucleic acid binding. The transcript has 2 exons.
AUGGCCGCCAACUCUUAUGCCAUUGGUGCAUUAAUCGCCCAAGAGGAUGGAGGUGGUGUUGAGCAACCAGUGUACUACAUCAGUUGUGCCUUAAAAGAUGUAGAAACUCGUUACCCAAGGGCAGAAAGAGCGUGUCUGGCUAUUGUGUAUGCUUCGCAGAGGUUACACCAUUAUUUCUUAGCCUACAAAUAUGACUUAAGAAUGGGGACACCGAGGGUGGUGAAAAGCCAUACUAUAGCAGAUCUAUUGGCACAAUUUCCUAGAGAAGAAGAAUUCCCACUGAACGAUGAAGUUCUAGGGGAAGUAGUCAUGGCAAAAAAGGUCAGAGAACAAUGGUUAAUGAAAUUUGAUGGGUCUUCUACCACCCAAUCAGGGGGAGUGGGAGUAGUUCUAUACUAUGAAGAAGAUAAGGCAGUAGCGCUAUCAUUCAAACUGGAAUUCCCCUAUUCAAACAACAUAGCAGAAUAUGAAGCCUAUCUAACUAGGUUGGCCACGGCUCUUGAAAUUGGAGUCAAGCACUUGAAGGUGAUGGGUGAUUCAAACUUGGUGGUCUGUCAGGCCAAAGGGAUCUUCUCCCUAAAAGAACCCAGCCUAACCCUAUACAGAGCAAUGGCCCAGAAGAUGGAGGAGAAAUUUUCAACCUUCAAAAUAGAACACGCUCCAAGGAACAAAAACCAGUUCGCAGAUGCGUUGGCCAUACUAGGCUCGCAAAUAAUGUUCGAAGGGGAUAACACCAGGGUAGUGGUCAGCAAGAGGGAAGAAUCCAUUAUUGAAGUGUCAAAGGAAAGAUUUCGGGAGGAACGGUGCGAAGGGGAUUGGCGGAUCCCCAUAAGGGAAACCUUAAUGAAAGGAGAAGGUGCCGCAAAACUGAAGGUGUUGACAGACUACGCCCUGGUAAGAGGAGAACUGUACCGCAGGAUGCCUGGUGGGUCUUGUCCAGAUGCGUGGGGUAGGAGGAGGCCUAGAGAAAGUUGA